Messenger RNA from Elgaria multicarinata webbii, 720 nucleotides. Its product is annotated as phospholipid scramblase 1-like. Gene Ontology annotation, molecular function: phospholipid scramblase activity. Bases 16 to 720 code for a protein of 234 amino acids. Gene Ontology annotation, cellular component: plasma membrane. Lineage: Eukaryota; Metazoa; Chordata; Lepidosauria; Squamata; Anguidae. Gene Ontology annotation, biological process: plasma membrane phospholipid scrambling. The transcript has a single exon. The record is from RefSeq and is a predicted model, not a curated record.
GCUAGUCGUAUUUGGAUGCCUCCGCCACAUUCACUUCCCAGCUGCCCACCCGGAUUGGAAUACUUAAGCCAGAUUGAUCGGUUAUUAAUUCAUCAGCAACUUGAGAUCCUGGAAAUUAUCACUAACAUUGAAACUUACAACAAAUACGAAAUAAAAAACUCUCUGGGGGAAACAGUGUACUUUGCAUUCGAGGAAAACGACUGCUGCACGCUGACCUGCUGUGGAGCAUCACGGCCAUUUGUAAUUAAAAUCGUUGACAAUUCAGGCCAGGAAAUCAUAGAGUUUUUACGUCCUUACCGGUGUUCCAGUUGCUUCUGCCCCUGCUGCUUGCAAGAGCUUUUUGUCUAUGCGCCCCCAGGCUUCCCCAUUGGGUACGUUAAACAGAUAUGGGAUCCUUGCCUGCCUAGAUUCGCCAUCCAAAACACAGCCGAAAGGGACAUGCUCAGGAUUGUUGGGCCCUGUUCCGUGUGCAGCUGUGGCGGAGAUGUGAAUUUUGAGGUGAUGUCAGUGGAUGAGCUACACACGAUUGGAAGAGUUUCUAAGUACUGGUCCGGCUUUGUGAGGGAGGUCUUCACAGAUGCCGACGACAUUGGGAUCCAUUUCCCACUGGACCUUGACGUUAACAUGAAGGCUGUCAUGAUCGGAGCUUGCUUCCUCAUAGAUUACAUGUUUUUUGAACACACGGGGUUGACUGACUGCUGUCGAUGUGGGUGCUGGUAA